This is a messenger RNA of Felis catus (domestic cat), 4623 nucleotides long. It is a transcript of the gene PIK3CG, whose product is annotated as phosphatidylinositol-4,5-bisphosphate 3-kinase catalytic subunit gamma. The transcript is spliced from 11 exons. Gene Ontology annotation, biological process: phosphatidylinositol-mediated signaling; phosphatidylinositol 3-kinase/protein kinase B signal transduction; cell migration. Gene Ontology annotation, cellular component: phosphatidylinositol 3-kinase complex, class IB; plasma membrane; cytoplasm. Gene Ontology annotation, molecular function: 1-phosphatidylinositol-4-phosphate 3-kinase activity; 1-phosphatidylinositol-3-kinase activity. NCBI's taxonomy places the organism in Eukaryota, Metazoa, Chordata, Mammalia, Carnivora, Felidae. Bases 327 to 3635 code for a protein of 1102 amino acids. The record is from RefSeq and is a predicted model, not a curated record.
UGGGGUAGAAUAUUUUUAUCUGGAACGGUUGUCGGUUCUUGAGAUGAUACUACCACUGAAUGCCUCCGUUUCAUUGUCUGGCCAGACCUAUACGUGUGGAUAUCCAUAAGGUUCCGGCCAUAGCUUUGCAGGUGCAUCUGUCCUUUUUGUUUGUUUGUUUUUGUUUGGGAGGAAGAGGGAGGGCACAGGAGCUUGUGCCAGCCGGGUUUUACGUUCUCACGAGUGCAUGCUUAGCGAUUAUUGUGCUUAACAGUGUUUCUGAUGUCUUCUCAUAAGAGGAGAAAGCUUCAUAGCCUCAGCCAUGAAGGAAAGCAGUCGCGCAGGGCAUGGAGCUGGACAACUAUGAACAGCCCGUGGUUCUGAGAGAGGACAACCGCCGCCGGCGCCGGAGGAUGAAGCCGCGCAGCACCACGGCCAGCCUGUCCUCCAUGGAGCUCAUCCCCAUCGAGUUCGUGCUGCCCACCAGCCAGCGCAACAGCAAGACCCCCGAGACGGCGCUGCUGCACGUGGCCGGCCACGGCAACGUGGAGCAGAUGAAGGCCCAGGUGUGGCUGCGCGCGCUGGAGACUAGCGUGGCGACCGACUUCUACCGCCGGCUCGGCCCGGACCACUUCCUCCUGCUCUACCAGAAGAAGGGCCAGUGGUAUGAGAUCUACGACAAGUACCAGGUGGUGCAGACCCUGGACUGCCUGCGCUACUGGCAGGUGCUGCACAGGAGCCCGGGCCAGAUCCACGUGGUGCAGCGGCGCGCGCCCUCCGACGAGACGCUGGCCUUCCAGCGGCAGCUCACCGCCCUGAUCGGCUACGACGUCACCGACGUCAGCAACGUGCACGAUAACGAGCUCGAGUUCACGCGCCGCCGCCUGGUCACCCCGCGCAUGGUCGAGGUGGCCGGCCGCGACCCUAAGCUCUACGCCAUGCACCCGUGGGUGACAUCGAAGCCCCUCCCGGAGUAUCUGUUGAAGAAGAUCACCAACAACUGCAUCUUCAUCGUCAUUCACCGCAGCACCACCAGCCAGACCAUCAAGGUCUCGGCCGAUGACACCCCAGGCGCCAUCCUCCAGAGCUUCUUCACCAAGAUGGCCAAGAAGAAGUCUCUGAUGGAUAUCCCCGAAAGCCAGAGCGAACAGGAUUUUGUGCUCCGCGUCUGCGGCCGGGAUGAGUACCUAGUGGGUGAAACGCCCAUCAAAAACUUUCAGUGGGUGAGGCAGUGCCUCAAGAAUGGAGAAGAGAUUCACCUGGUGCUUGACACGCCUCCAGACCCAGCCCUGGACGAGGUGAGGAAAGAAGAGUGGCCACUGGUGGAUGACUGCACGGGAGUCACUGGCUACCAUGAGCAGCUGACCAUCCACGGGAAGGACCACGAGAGUGUGUUCACCGUGUCCCUGUGGGACUGUGACCGGAAGUUCAGGGUCAAAAUCAGAGGCAUUGAUAUCCCCGUCCUGCCCCGGAAUGCUGACCUCACGGUUUUUGUGGAGGCAAACAUCCAGCAUGGGCAGCAAGUCCUUUGCCAAAGGAGAACCAGCCCCAAACCCUUCACAGAGGAGGUGCUCUGGAAUGUGUGGCUCGAGUUCAGUAUCAAAAUAAAAGACUUACCCAGAGGGGCUCUACUCAACCUCCAGAUCUACUGCAGCAAAGCUCCGGUGCUGGCUGGCAAGACCUCUGCAGAGACUCCCAGUUCCGAGUCCAAAGGCAAAACUCAGCUCCUCUAUUACGUGAACCUGCUGCUGAUAGACCACCGAUUCCUCCUGCGCCACGGGGAGUAUGUGCUCCACAUGUGGCAGAUAUCUGGAAAGGGAGAAGACCAAGGGAGCUUCAAUGCUGACAAGCUCACGUCUGCGACAAACCCAGACAAGGAGAACUCAAUGUCCAUCUCCAUUCUCCUGGACAAUUACUGUCACCCAAUAGCCUUGCCUAAGCAUCGCCCCACCCCUGACCCCGAAGGGGACCGGGUUCGAGCAGAAAUGCCCAACCAGCUUCGGAAGCAACUGGAAGCAAUCAUAGCCACUGAUCCACUUAACCCUCUCACAGCAGAGGACAAAGAAUUGCUCUGGCAUUUUAGAUAUGAAAGCCUUAAGCAUCCAAAGGCAUAUCCUAAGCUGUUUAGCUCCGUAAAAUGGGGACAGCAAGAAAUUGUAGCCAAAACGUACCAAUUGUUAGCCAGACGGGAGGUCUGGGAUCAAAGUGCUUUGGAUGUGGGGUUAACAAUGCAACUCCUGGACUGCAACUUUUCAGAUGAAAAUGUAAGAGCCAUUGCAGUGCAGAAACUGGAGAGCUUGGAGGACGAUGAUGUUCUGCAUUACCUCCUACAGCUGGUCCAGGCUGUGAAAUUUGAACCCUAUCAUGACAGCGCCCUCGCCAGAUUUCUGCUGAAGCGUGGCUUACGAAACAAAAGAAUUGGUCACUUCUUGUUUUGGUUCUUGAGAAGCGAGAUAGCACAGUCCAGACACUACCAGCAGAGGUUUGCAGUGAUCCUAGAAGCCUACCUGAGGGGCUGUGGCACAGCCAUGCUGCAUGACUUCACCGACCAAGUGCAAGUGAUCGAGAUGCUACAGAAGGUCACCCUUGAUAUUAAAUCGCUCUCUGCUGAAAAGUAUGAUGUCAGUUCCCAAGUUAUUUCACAACUUAAGCAAAAACUUGAAAACCUGCAGAAUUCGAAUCUCCCAAAAAGCUUUAGAGUCCCAUAUGAUCCUGGACUGAAGGCCGGAGCACUAGUGAUUGAAAAAUGUAAAGUGAUGGCCUCCAAGAAAAAGCCCCUAUGGCUUGAGUUUAAAUGUGCCGACCCUACAGCCCUAUCAAAUGAAACGAUUGGCAUUAUCUUUAAACAUGGUGAUGAUCUGCGCCAAGACAUGCUGAUUUUACAGAUUCUACGAAUCAUGGAAUCCAUUUGGGAGACUGAAUCUCUGGAUCUGUGCCUCCUGCCAUAUGGUUGCAUUUCAACUGGUGACAAAAUAGGAAUGAUCGAGAUCGUGAAAGAGGCCACGACAAUUGCCAAAAUUCAGCAAAGCACCGUGGGCAACACGGGCGCGUUUAAAGAUGAAGUCCUGAAUCACUGGCUCAAAGAGAAAUGCCCUAUUGAAGAAAAGUUUCAGGCAGCAGUGGAGAGAUUUGUUUAUUCCUGUGCUGGCUACUGUGUGGCUACCUUUGUUCUUGGAAUAGGCGACAGGCACAACGACAAUAUUAUGAUCACAGAGACAGGAAAUCUAUUUCAUAUUGACUUUGGACACAUUCUUGGGAAUUACAAAAGUUUUCUGGGCAUCAAUAAAGAGAGAGUGCCAUUUGUGCUAACCCCAGACUUCCUGUUUGUGAUGGGAACUUCUGGAAAGAAGACAAGCCUGCACUUCCAGAAAUUUCAGGACGUCUGCGUUAAGGCUUACCUCGCCCUUCGUCAUCACACAAACCUGCUGAUCAUCCUCUUCUCCAUGAUGCUGAUGACAGGAAUGCCCCAGUUAACAAGCAAAGAAGAUAUUGAAUAUAUUCGGGAUGCCCUAACAGUGGGGAAAAGUGAGGAGGAUGCUAAGAAGUAUUUUCUUGAUCAGAUCGAAGUGUGUAGAGACAAAGGAUGGACCGUGCAGUUUAACUGGUUCCUGCAUCUUGUUCUGGGCAUCAAACAAGGGGAGAAACAUUCAGCCUAGUUCUUUGGGCUAGAAUUAAAAACAAGUUGGUGUUCUAAAGCUUUAAGUCAGCAUGUCCAUCAUUGAACUUGGACUGAUGGACAGGACAUUAUGAAAGCUGGCACUUCAGAAAUGCAGCUCUGUUGCUGGCUGAACCCUUUACUGGAGAAAAAUACUAGCAUGUCGGUUUGUUUAAAUAAUGUUCAGUUUUAGGCUUGUAUGCAGGUUUGUUUUUCCUCGUUUGCUUCAGUGAUGUUGGAGAACAUUCUAAGUUUAAACAAACUAUUUCUUCGUUGUGCCUGCUGGUUUGACUGUCUUAUUAUCGAGUGCCUCUGGAAAUUGGGAAUAAUUGGUGACAUCUCUUUUCAUCUGCGUAUACUCUCAAUUUGGGUCAUUCCUGUGCUCCUCAACCUCUUUAGAGAAAAAAGAUGUCAUCGUUGUAACCUCUGUCUCAUUCCCUAAAGGACACUUCCAAACAUCCCCCUCCAUGUCUGUGGAUGAUAGCGAUUUGCUAAAAGCAAAGGAAGGCGAGUUGGUCUUUUCAGUGUCUUUUGUAAUUAGGUUCUUGUACAGUGUACAGCUGAGAUGCACAAACAUACAAUGGAAAAUCUGAACCUUUGUGCCCUGGCACUUCUCUGCUGGUCUGCUUCAGGGUUACGAAGAGGAAGAACAGAGAGGAGACCAUUCAUCUCAACUCGGCCCAAGAGCAGAUUGCCAAUUCCAGCCACUACAGCCUUCUCCAGCAUGGAAACAGGAAGAAACUAAAGGGACUCAUUUUUCACCUUUACAUCCUCCUCCCUGCCUCCCUUCUUCCUUAACUGUUACCCUCCCACAACUCUUUACCCAAGUUGUGAAGUCCUCAAGAAUGCAUCUACCCUAGAAUUCAAAACUUAGUUGAAAAGCAAUUUCUCCCCUAGGGUUACUGGAAUUUUAUGUACUUAUUUGUAAAAAUGUUUGGUGGAGUUUUUUUUUUUUUUAAGUAUAUUAUUAAAGAGGAAAUUCUAGGACA